AAUUGCAAUGCUACGGAUUGUGAGGAGGGUUAUCAAUUUUCAUCCAUUAUUAACAAUAACCAGUUUUAUCUAUCGGGUAAUACUUUUACAAGAUUGGAUUGAACGUGAGGUGAGCAAUCAAUGGAAAGCUCUCAAGGUGCAUUUCCAAUCGACAAUGAGAUCUCUGCUAGAUCCUAUUAUUGAGAAGAUGAAGAAUCUAUCGAAAGCGCUUGAGAUGCAUCUCCACAAUGAAGCAGCAAAGGGUCAGCUAAAAGCCAAACUAGUUGUUAUUGAUGCUUAUUGGCCUUGGCCCAUUAACACAUCCAAAACAUUGGAGUCAAUUUAAAAUUCUUCAUGGAAGGUGCAGCUGCAUGGUAAAUUCAACAUCAAACUUCACCUUCUUUACUAUAGCACUUCUUUUUGCAAAAUUUUAUGAUAAUUCCUUGAGGGGCCUCAGUGCUAUGUUGUGCAUCUCAAUUUUUCUUCUAUGUGUACUAGUGGUAUUACAACCGCAAACAGACUUUGGGUUGUUUAGUUUUAUCAUUGGAGUCGUUGGAUCUAUUACUUACAAUUGUUAUGGGUUGAAGUUUCCCACAUGGAUAAUUGCUUC
This is a messenger RNA of Rubroshorea leprosula, 589 nucleotides long. The record is from the annotation of a GenBank genome assembly. NCBI's taxonomy places the organism in Eukaryota, Viridiplantae, Streptophyta, Magnoliopsida, Malvales, Dipterocarpaceae.